AUGAUUGAAAUUGAAGAUGAAGAAUUUGAAAUUUCAACUGAAGAAACAAAAUCUGAAGAUAAUAGUCUUAUAGAAUAGAGGAGAAUUGAUUUAAACGAGUUUUUAAAUGCCACAUAAAAGUUAUAGCAUGAUAUUUUUGGAGUCAAUAAAUAAAGAUAAUUAUGUUUGACUCCUAUUUUUUAGCAUAUAAAGUUAGAUUAAACAUUUCAUUUAAUAUCUGAUUUCUUUUUUGAUCUAGGUUUUAAAGAAAGGAAAACCAUUUAAGAAUAAAUGUUAUCGUUUUCUCACUUCAAAAGAGUAGUUUAUACAGAACAUUUACAAAAUUCAUAAGUAUUAAUUUUGCAUUUAGAAAAUCCUUAAGAACCAAUGAAAGACUUUUCUUAGCUUUUAUAAUUGCUAACAAAGCAGCCUUAUAAGCGCUUAAGAAUUUUAUCUAAGCUUCUUUAAGAGUAUCAGAAAGUUUUGAUAAACUAUGAAUAGUAGAUUUAAAUAAUUCAAAUUUCUAGGCUACUCAAUUAAUAAACCAUAGAUGAAAAAAUGAUAGCAAGAAAACUUUUUAGAGAGCAAUAAUUGCAUAAAAAAUUUAAGGAGCUAUCAAACGAAGGUUAAUUCUACACAUUUUCAUUUGAAACAGCAAAUAUUGAGAGAGGUUACUUUGAAAUAACUCAACAAGGAUAUUCUGACUCCCUUAUUUGCUUAUUAGGGUCAGAUCCUCAGCAAUUUGCAUAAACAAUCAUGAGAAAAGGAUACCCAGAAAUUUAAGCCUAAAGAAAUAGAGAUAUAUUUAAUAUUGGUAGACUUAAUUAUGAAAUGUUUGAAUGUAAUUUGAGAAAUUGUAGAUUUGUCGGAUGUGACUGCUGCUUAUUAACAUUUGAUGACUAAGUUAUCUAAUGCAGUUCUAUAAUUGAACACUUGUUUUUUGACUAUCCAGAAGAGCUAUAAAUAAAUGGAGAUUAGUUCAAAAUUGAAUAUGGAUUAUUUGUACUCUUCUAAAUAGAAUUAAAUUAACUAAAGCAAGUUAUAUCAUUAAGACAAAAUAAUAAAUUUAUGGAGAACUCAGACUGGAUUAACGAUUUUGGAUAUUCUAUGAUGAGUGAAAUUUUAUUAGAAAAGUAUUAUAAAAUUAACUAAAGUAAAUAAUCCGAUGAAAUGAAGGAUGUAAAAAAUUUUAACUUUGGAGAAAGAUUCUAAUCUAUAAUAUGA
This is a messenger RNA of Tetrahymena thermophila SB210, 1203 nucleotides long. RefSeq lists its product as hypothetical. The transcript has a single exon. The record is from RefSeq and is a predicted model, not a curated record. NCBI's taxonomy places the organism in Eukaryota, Ciliophora, Oligohymenophorea, Hymenostomatida, Tetrahymenidae.